CCAACAAAGUGUAACACUAUCUUAGUCAUUUCAUUAUACAUUUUUGAUCCUAGUUUAGCAAAUUUAACCAAGUUAGAUGAUGAAGAUCACAAUUAAAGAAUCGACUAUGGUGAGGCCGGCUGAGGAGACACCAAGGAUAAAGCUAUGGAACUCUAACGUCGACCUGGUGGUACCCAAUUUCCAUACACCAAGUGUCUACUUUUAUCGGCCUAAUGGUGAAGCCAACUUUUUCGACUCAAAGGUGAUGAAAGACGCUUUGAGUAGGGCGUUGGUUCCGUUUUAUCCUAUGGGAGGCCGGUUGAAAAGAGACGAAGAUGGACGGAUUGAGAUUGAUUGUCAAGGACAAGGCGUGUUGUUUGUGGAAGCCGAGUCUGAUGGUGUUGUUGACGAUUUUGGUGACUUUGCGCCUACUUUGGAGCUCCGAAAACUCAUUCCUGAGGUUGAUUACUCAUUAGGAAUUGAAUCGUACUCUCUACUAGUCUUACAGGUAACUUACUUCAAAUGUGGGGGAGUUUCACUAGGAGUUGGGAUGCAACAUCAUGCUGCAGAUGGUGCAUCUGGGCUACACUUCAUCAACACAUGGUCCGAUAUGGCUCGUGGUCUUGACAUCUCUAUGCCGCCCUUCAUUGACCGGACCCUACUCCGUGCUCGGGACCCACCACAACCCAUUUUCGAGCAUGUGGAAUACCAGCCCGCUCCACCAAUGAAGUGUGCGGACGAGGCUCAAUCAGAUGAAACCGCCGUCUCCAUCUUUAGGUUGACACGAGACCAACUCAACGUGCUCAAGGCGAAAUCAAAAGAAGAUGGCAACACAGUCAACUAUAGCUCAUAUGAAAUGCUAUCGGGCCAUGUUUGGAGAUCAGUAUGUAAAGCCCGUGGGCUGAAGGAUGAUCAAGACACCAAAUUGUACAUAGCCACUGAUGGGCGGGCUCGUCUUCAGCCCACUUUGCCACAAGGCUAUUUUGGAAAUGUUAUCUUUACUACCACUCCUAUAGCGGUAGCAGGGGACCUUCAAUCAAAGCCUACUUGGUAUGCUGCUAGUAAAAUCCACGACUCGCUAGCAAAGAUGAAUAACGAUUAUCUAAAAUCAGCACUUGACUAUUUGGAGCAACAACCUGACCUAAAGGCAUUGGUUCGUGGUGCCCAUACAUUUAAAUGCCCGAAUCUUGGUAUAACUAGUUGGGCUAGGCUCCCAAUAUAUGAUGCUGAUUUUGGAUGGGGUCGACCCAUAUUUAUGGGUCCAGGCGGGAUCUCGUUUGAAGGUUUGAGUUUCGUUUUACCAAGCCCUGUAAAUGAUGGGAGCUUGUCGAUUGCCAUUUCGUUGCAAGCCCAACACAUGAAGCUUUUCAGCAAGUUCCUGUAUGACAUCUGAAAGUUUCGAUGUAUUUGUUCUAAAUUUGUUCAUUGUUUUAAAACUUUAAAUGGAAAUUUUACAUAAAUAGUUCAUUUGGUUAGCUUGUUGUUCCCCCUUUAUUAUUUAUUG
Messenger RNA from Erigeron canadensis, 1483 nucleotides. RefSeq names its product shikimate O-hydroxycinnamoyltransferase-like. Lineage: Eukaryota; Viridiplantae; Streptophyta; Magnoliopsida; Asterales; Asteraceae. The record is from RefSeq and is a predicted model, not a curated record. The transcript is spliced from 2 exons. Gene Ontology annotation, molecular function: acyltransferase activity, transferring groups other than amino-acyl groups. The coding region runs from base 77 to 1372 and encodes 431 amino acids.